ACUCAGAUGGGGCGAAAGCAAUUGCUUCCGAAAUAGCUAAAUGUACUAAUCUCUCCACUUUAAGCAUCAACAUUGGGUCUAAUAAUAUAGAUUCAGAUGGGGCGAAAGCAGUUGCUUCCAAAAUAGUAAAAUGUACUAAUCUCUCCACUUUAAGCCUCAACCUUGAGUCUAAUAAAUUUGAUUCAGAUGGGGCGAAAGCAGUUGCUUCCGAAAUAGCUAAAUGUACUAAUCUCUCCACUUUAAUCCUUGACAUUGGGUGGAAUCAAAUAGGUUCAAAUGGGGCGAAAGUAGUUGCUUCCGAAAUAGCUAAAUGUACUAAUCUCUCCUUUUUAAGCCUAAACCUUUCGUCUAAUUAUAUAGAUUCAGAUGGGGCGAAAGCAUUUGCUUCCGAAAUAGCUAAAUUUACUAAUCUCUCCACUUUAAGCCUCAACCUUUC
Molecule: messenger RNA, 436 nt
Organism: Tetrahymena thermophila SB210
Lineage: Eukaryota; Ciliophora; Oligohymenophorea; Hymenostomatida; Tetrahymenidae
Product: caspase recruitment domain 15 protein
Exons: 5
Source: RefSeq, a predicted model, not a curated record